ACAUGGGCGUCGGAUCCUCGAGUCAUCGCUGGGAUGGCAGCACUAUGUCCUCGCAGAAGGGCAAGGUCGCUAUCGUGACAGGUGCCAACUCCGGAAUCGGCUUCGAAGCUGCUAAGGCAUUGGCGUUGCAUGGAGCUCACGUGGUGCUCGCUUGUCGGAGCGAAGUCCGAGGUCGCCAAGCUGAGGAAUCGAUCCGUACAACUCUACAUAAAGAGGUCGGUGAUGACGUCGGUGAAGUGGAGUUCAUGCUAUUGGACUUGGCCGAAGUCGACAGCAUCCGCGAGUUUGCAAGAGCAUUUCGAGACAAGUUCGACCGUCUCGAUCUGCUCAUCAACAACGCCGGAGUUGCCUGUCCGCCGGUGCGACAUAAUUCCAAAGGCUUGGAAUGCACUUUUGCCAUUAACCAUCUCGGGCACUUCUACUUGACGAGCUUGUUGUGGGAUCUGCUACGUCGAACUAAGAGCCAAGCUAGAGUGGUGAACGUCUCGAGUGGACUGCACCAUGCUGCCAAGUUGGACUUCGCCUUGAUGGGACACACACCAGGCAACAGCAUGAGUGACUACGCCGAGUCCAAGAUGGCCAACGUGCUGUUUACGUACGAGCUGCAGCGUCGACUACAACGUGCUGGUAUUGAUAAUGUCUUGUCGGUGGUGGUGCACCCUGGAAUUUGCCACACGGAGAUCUGGAACAAGUAUAUUCGCACCAAGUUCGCGAGGUGGCCAUUUCUGCAGUGGCUGGCAAUGUGGGCUGUGUGGCUGCUGCCCUUCCUGCCUCAGAAGAUCGGUGCACUUCCAACGUUGUACGCAGCGACGGUGGAUAGCGUGCUCGGCGCCGAAAUGUACGCACCCGACGGGUUAAUGACUUUGAGGGGCUACCCAGCGCUGAAUACGUCGCACCCUGCCAGCCACUCGCGUGACAACGCCAAUAAGCUCUGGUCGCUUGCUAUUCCUGUCAAACCUAGUAUUCUCUCCACUUUCUUGGGAUCUCCUUCGUCAACUUUCCUACAAUUAUCCCUAGAGAAGUCCUGA
Molecule: messenger RNA, 1028 nt
Organism: Phytophthora nicotianae INRA-310
Lineage: Eukaryota; Oomycota; Peronosporomycetes; Peronosporales; Peronosporaceae
Exons: 2
Source: RefSeq, a predicted model, not a curated record